Molecule: messenger RNA, 216 nt
Organism: Penicillium oxalicum
Lineage: Eukaryota; Fungi; Ascomycota; Eurotiomycetes; Eurotiales; Aspergillaceae
Exons: 2
Coding region: 1-216 (71 amino acids)
Source: RefSeq, a predicted model, not a curated record
AUGAGUCGCAACUUCUUCCCUGUUGUCAUGGCCAUUGGCGUGGGGGUUUUCACAGGCUAUUACACCUUCCAGCCCACUUUCCAGCAGAUGUCUGUGGAAAAGGCCCAAGUGCCUCCUCAAUCACAGCUUGCAAAAGGUUCCUCUCCCAAUGAAGAUAGUGCACCUGCUGGCUCUACUGCCGGGAACCCCAAGCACGCCGCCGAGUCCAGCAAGUGA